CUCCGUGGGAACCGCCGUUUCUUCGUCUCUUCUCUCCCCCCGGUCGACGCCAGUUUGCGCCAGGAACCCCUCGUCCGGCCUUCGGUCGUGGCAUCUAGGAAUCUGGUUUGCUGGCAAGGAUUGCGCCGUUCAUGGUAAGAUUCACGCUAGCUUCAAAUUUCUCGCAGUCCUCGAACCCCGCGGCCCUUCCGCUGCUCGCGCAAUCGAUGCCUACCACACCUCCACGGACCAUGCAGAGUUCACCGGGAUCGCGAUGCACUGCUGCUCACCCCGCAAUCCCCAGCACCUCUUGUUCGAUGAGUAUGGCGAUUUGUUGGUCGUCCUACAGGUAGAGUUGGUCCUUUUUUGUGUCGCAUCUCGAAGCAACAACGGGGGGCCGAGCAAACCGACACGACCGAGUGUCCAAAACACGAAUAGGGACCACAAGGCCCGCCAGCCCUUGCAGGAAACAUGGAUCGCCGAGGCCAGUAGAUGA
Colletotrichum destructivum is the source of this 475-nucleotide messenger RNA. RefSeq lists its product as uncharacterized. The transcript has a single exon. The record is from RefSeq and is a predicted model, not a curated record. Lineage: Eukaryota; Fungi; Ascomycota; Sordariomycetes; Glomerellales; Glomerellaceae. The coding region runs from base 254 to 475 and encodes 73 amino acids.